GAGACAGGGGACAAGCUUGCCAGAGGGUGGCAGUGGUAGAAGUAUCAGAGGGAGGGAGCUCUCCAAAACAACGCGCACGUCUCUGUCUUUGUAUUGCGAGAUGUAACUUUUGCGAAUAUAACCAGUCGCGGUGUUGAAGAAACGUGGUACUGUCGUGCUUUGAGUUUGAAAACGAGAUUGCUGGAGGCACUGUGUUUAACGUUAACGGACGUCUGGGGAAUGAUGGGCGAGCAACCAGCAACAAGGAUGAAGCGUCUUCCUCGAACCAUUGCAUUCGACUGAGUGGGUGUCCAAGGAGGCAGUCGACCCACCCAAUCUUCCUAAAUGUUUGAAUGAAGCAUCUUUAUCUUUUCGAGCGGGUUCAUAUCAAAGGAAUAUACUUCAAUCUAUUUUCGCGGGAGAAAAUGUUGCGCUUGGUUUUAACAGCUGCUCGAAAUAAACCUGGAUAACACGAGGAAUAGUGCUACAGCAAUAGAGCUGCCUGCUUCACCUUUGGAUUCCCUUGAACGUUUGCAGUGUGCAAGUCCUCUUUGAUGCAUCUCGGGGUUGCUGAGCCCAUGCGAGAGUGCGAGUAUAGUCAGAUAAGCACUCGCAGCUCCACGCCGAUGGAGUCCCCGCACAAGAAGAGGUCCCUGAGGAAGAAGUGGCAAGCCUUCCCAGGGCGGAAUAAGUUUUACUGCGACGGGAGGAUUAUGAUGGCGAGACAGACGGGUGUGUUCUACCUUACCCUGGUCCUCAUCGUUGUCACAAGUGGGCUCUUCUUUGUUUUCGACUGUCCCUUCCUGUCGUCCCAGCUCACUCCGGCCAUCCCUGUGAUAGGCGGCGUUCUCUUCGGCUUCGUGUUGGGCACGCUGCUGCGGACCAGUUUCAGUGACCCCGGAGUCCUACCCAGAGCCACGCCAGACGAGGCGGCCGACCUGGAGCGGCAGAUAGACGUGGCCAACGGCUCCACCUCCACUGGCUACAGGCCGCCCCCCAGGACCAGGGAGGUGGUCAUCAAUGGCCAGACGGUCAAGCUCAAGUACUGCUUUACCUGUAAGAUCUUCAGGCCUCCAAGAGCGUCGCACUGCAGCCUGUGUGACAACUGUGUGGAGCGCUUCGACCACCACUGUCCAUGGGUAGGCAACUGCGUGGGGAGGAGGAACUACCGUUUCUUCUACAUGUUUAUCCUCUCCCUCUCCUUCCUCACCAUCUUCAUCUUCGCCUUCGUCCUCACCCAUGUCAUCCUCCGGUCUCAUAGCAUUGGGUUCCUCAGCGCACUCAAAGACAGCCCAGCGAGUGUGCUGGAGGUGGUGGUGUGCUUCUUCUCCGUCUGGUCUAUUGUGGGCCUCUCCGGAUUCCACACCUACUUAAUAGGCUCCAAUCAGACCACCAACGAAGAUAUAAAAGGCUCCUGGUCGUCUAAACGAGGGAAGGACAACUAUAACCCCUACAGCCACGGCAACAUCUUCACCAACUGCUGUGCUGCCUUGUGUGGGCCCCUGCCUCCCAGUCUCAUCGACAGGAGAGGCUACAUCCUGCCAAACACGCCACUUCCUGCUCCCCCCACCAAUGGAAUCACCAUGUAUGGUUCCACUCAGUCACAGAGUCACAUGUGUGUCCAAGACCAGUGCAUUCAGAGCACCAAAUUCGUUUUGCAGGCCGCUGCCACGCCGCUGCUCCAGAGCGCCGAGGUGCCGCUGGUGGCCGAGGAUCCGGCGCUGCCGGGCCGCACCUUGCUGGCGGGGCCGUGCCCCUCGCUGCUGCUGGGCCAGCCCACGCCGCCCACGUCCACCCCCAGCCUGAGCUGCGACGGCGAGCUCAUCCCCCCGCACCCGUCGCACCCCCCCGAGCCGCCGGGCCCGCACCUCCAUCCACACGCGCCGCACAUGCCGCACCCGCACCACCACUUCCUCACGCCCGAGGAGGUGCCCUCGCCGCCGGGCAUGCUGCCGUGCGGGAGCCCCCUGGCCCACAGCCACACCGUGCCCUUCUACCACCCGGCCAGCCAGGACUCGCUGCAUGAGGACUCGGUCAGGGGCCUGGUCAAGCUCAGCUCCGUCUGACCCACUGCACCCCCACUCCCCACCAGGAGGCUGCUGUCCACCCAACAGAUGAACUACCCCCUUUCUCGGACAUGGCUUUCAACAGCCCACGCCCACCACAGCCAUACCAAGAACAGGGAAAGGGCAAAAUCUUACUUCCUCUCGCCUCAACAUGCAAACGCCUACUACCCCUCCAUAACUCACAAAUAUAUGCCUUUCCCACUUACACACACACACACACACACACACACACUUGGUGACUCUGAACUUAUCUGAGCCCCAUCCAGCCUGCGUCUUGCCAACGCACACACACACACACACACACACACACUCAACUCUUCUGCUGGUGUUGAGAUGUCUUAGAGGUCCACAGAUCUCAUCAUGGCCUGCUAAUCCACUGCCCCCCAACCCUGGACGCCCCCAGUCUAGUGCUCCUUAGAGGCAGAGCAGAGGCUGCAGGAGCGAGGGCUGCAACCACUGUGGUGCCAUUCAGGAAGAGGAGUAGUAGUCAUCCCUCCUGAAACAUGUCCGACAUGUUAAAGACACGGAACGGAGAAGGAGAAAAAAGCUGCUUUGUCGUUCUCAUUGUUAUUAUGUUUCUUUCUCUUGACGGCGCGCCGGUGAGUCUGGUGCCCUUUUGUAAAUCGGACACAGUCCAGCUCACGGCUCAGACCCAAUACACUCUUACUUUUGCCUUUCUAAUCAGAGAUUCUUGUCCACAAUGCAGUCAGCGACACGAGUUACCGUCAUCAUGUCACAUAUCACUCGAUUAUUAUAUAAUUUUUUAAAUGUUUUCAAACAAGAUAGUAUUGUUUGUUUUUUCUCAUGUUGUUAUAUUUCCUGUGGAUACGAAUAAAAGCCCUGAGUUUU
Messenger RNA from Alosa alosa (allis shad), 2894 nucleotides. RefSeq names its product palmitoyltransferase ZDHHC14-like. Gene Ontology annotation, molecular function: protein-cysteine S-palmitoyltransferase activity. Gene Ontology annotation, biological process: protein targeting to membrane; peptidyl-L-cysteine S-palmitoylation. The transcript is spliced from 10 exons. Bases 534 to 2045 code for a protein of 503 amino acids. Gene Ontology annotation, cellular component: Golgi apparatus; endoplasmic reticulum. The record is from RefSeq and is a predicted model, not a curated record. NCBI's taxonomy places the organism in Eukaryota, Metazoa, Chordata, Actinopteri, Clupeiformes, Clupeidae.